This is a messenger RNA of Phyllostomus discolor (pale spear-nosed bat), 551 nucleotides long. RefSeq names its product butyrophilin subfamily 3 member A2-like. The transcript is spliced from 3 exons. Bases 117 to 551 code for a protein of 144 amino acids. Gene Ontology annotation, cellular component: external side of plasma membrane. Gene Ontology annotation, molecular function: signaling receptor binding. The record is from RefSeq and is a predicted model, not a curated record. Lineage: Eukaryota; Metazoa; Chordata; Mammalia; Chiroptera; Phyllostomidae. Gene Ontology annotation, biological process: regulation of cytokine production; T cell receptor signaling pathway.
UGGUUGUGCCCCUGCCGGCCCUGGGGAGGCCGCGUCUCCAUGUGGAAUUCCCCACCUUCUCCCAGGUCGUCACUGCUACCCAGCCCCUCCUGGAGUCUCUCUCUGCACAGCAGGGAAUGAUGGUGAGGCGCCUGGUCCCCCGUCUGCCUGCCCUCCCUGUCUGCCUCGCCGUGGUCCAGCUGCUCAGCCCCUGCUCAGCUCAGUUUGCUGUGGUGGGACCCCCCGAGCCCAUCCUGGCCAUGGUGGGUGAAGACGCUGAGCUGCCCUGUCACCUGUCCCCGGAGAUGAGCGCUGAGUACAUGGAGCUGAUGUGGGAGCGACUCAGCCCCAGGCAGGUGGUGCACACAUACGCACACGGGCAGGAGGACACGCCGGCAGCAGAGUUUCGAGGGAGAACUUGGAUUUUAAGACAGGACAUCACUGCGGGGAAGGCUGCUCUGCAGAUUCAGGACCUCAGAGCCUCUGACAGAGGAACCUACCUGUGUUAUUUCCAAGAUGGAGAUGUCAUUAAAAAUGCCCUGUUGGAGCUAAAGGUUGGAGUGACAGAGUGA